Molecule: messenger RNA, 1870 nt
Organism: Elaeis guineensis (African oil palm)
Lineage: Eukaryota; Viridiplantae; Streptophyta; Magnoliopsida; Arecales; Arecaceae
Product: probable ADP-ribosylation factor GTPase-activating protein AGD6
Biological process (GO): vesicle-mediated transport
Molecular function (GO): GTPase activator activity
Source: RefSeq, a predicted model, not a curated record
AGGGUGAAAAAAGGCAGGAAGAGGCGGCCGCCUCCUCAACUUCAACCCCUCAGCCUCAUCUCUCUCUCUCUUUCCUUUCUUUUCCCAUCUUGCCCCGAAAUCGAUCGAAACGAUCUCCAAUCCCUUGAUCUCGUGGUCUUCUUGAUUUCUUUCUCCUUCCCUCGUUCCAAUCUUGGGGUCCAUUCUAUCUUGUUGGAAUCGGAGAUCCAGAUCCUGCGGAUCGGGAUCGGGAUCGGGAUGGCGGCGACGGCGUCGCGGCGGCUUCGGGAUCUCCAGGCCCAGCCAGGGAACAAGACGUGCGUGGACUGCGCUCAGAAGAACCCGCAGUGGGCCUCCGUCUCCUAUGGCGUCUUCAUGUGCCUCGAAUGCUCCGGCAAGCACCGCGGCCUCGGGGUCCAUAUCAGUUUCGUCCGCUCUGUCACGAUGGACUCCUGGUCCGAGAUCCAGCUCAAGAAGAUGGAGGCAGGCGGCAACGACCGCCUCAACGCCUUCCUCGCUCAGUACGGCGUCCCUAAGGAGACCGACAUCUCCGCCAAGUACAACACCAAGGCCGCCGCCAUCUACCGCGACCGGAUCCAGGCCCUUGCCGAGGGCCGCCCCUGGCGGGACCCUCCCGCUGUCAAAGAAAUCCUCACGACCGCCGGCGGUGGCAGCGCCUCCGGGGCGAGGAAGCCGCCAAUCGGUGGUGGCUCCGGUUUCUCGGCUGCGAGCAAUGGGGGAUGGGAUAGCUGGGACAGCGACGAUUUCAGGUCGUCGUCGGACAUGAGGCGGAAUCAGUCGACGGGUGAUUUUAGGGCUGGGGGGAUCGGCGGUGGAGGCGGGAGAGGAGCGCAGCCGGCGAGAUCUAGGUCGACGGAGGAUAUCUACACGAGGGCGCAGCUGGAGGCGUCGGCGGCGAAUAAGGAAAGCUUCUUUGCGAAGAGGAUGGCCGAGAAUGUGUCCAGGCCGGAGGGGAUACCGCCGUCUCAGGGGGGAAAGUAUGUGGGGUUUGGAUCGACCCCUCCUCCAUCUGCUCAGCGGAAUAAUCCACAGGGAGAUGUGGUUCGAGAUCCUGUUUCCGUGGUUUCUCAGGGUCUUGGUCGUCUGUCCCUGUUUGCAGCUUCUGCUGCACAAUCUGCUGCCAAUGUUGUCCAAGCAGGCACAAAAGAGCUGACAUCCAAGGUGAAGGAGGGAGGUUAUGAUCAGAAAGUGAAUGAAACUAUGAGUGUAGUUGCCACAAAAACCACUGAAGUUGGGCAGAAGACAUGGGGAAUCAUGAAAGGUGUUAUGGCGAUGGCAUCACAAAAGGUUGAGGAGUACACCAAGGAUGGGAUGAACUGCAAGGAUGAUGAUUUGCAAAGGCAGGAAGGGGAGAGAAAUGGGUAUUAUCAAAAUUUUGGACAGGAAAACAAGGGCUGGAAUUCCUCGGAAGGGAAUUCCCUCAAACAUUACAACGCUGCCAGCUCCUGGGAUAAUUGGGAUGAGGAAGAAAAGAAAGAACAGCCAGGGAAAGGGACCCAAGGUAGUGAAAGCUGGGCUGGGUGGGAUGACGUGAAAGAUGAUGGUUAUGAUAAUUACAGUUACAGCCCGUCCAGCAAGGGUGCCAACCGGAAUGGUAAAUCUAGUUCUUUGUGGACGGAGGGCGGCUUUCUGUGAGGUUGGAUUGCUUGUCACAACCCGUUUUUCUUUUUUUAAAAUAUUAAAUAUCAGGAAAGUUGUUUUUUUAUGCUAGUUUAUAUUGUUGAUAGCUUUGAGUUAGUGGCCAAUAAUUUCAUUUCUUUUGUAAACAAUCAUCUGAAUAUUCGUACUUUGUACUUUAUUUUUUGCAACUGGGACGGUUGACUAUAUGUAUGAUGCUUGGUUUUUUUAAUGCCAUUUGAUUACUGGAGUA